Papilio polytes (common Mormon) is the source of this 2919-nucleotide messenger RNA. RefSeq lists its product as uncharacterized. Gene Ontology annotation, molecular function: protein kinase binding. The coding region runs from base 1 to 2919 and encodes 972 amino acids. Gene Ontology annotation, biological process: positive regulation of protein tyrosine kinase activity; neuromuscular junction development. The record is from RefSeq and is a predicted model, not a curated record. The transcript has 7 exons. Lineage: Eukaryota; Metazoa; Arthropoda; Insecta; Lepidoptera; Papilionidae.
AUGGAGCACAACUGUCUUCACCUGCAACUGUACAGAGACCCCAAGGAUCGCUACAAGAAGGGUCAAACCAAGGCGUCCCUGUCCCUGCAGCACUUCCUCGGCUUCGAGUCGGGCUUCACGCUGGACAAGGAGUCUAACACCAUCGCUAUCAUCUGCCAGGACGUCAUCGUGGUGCUCGCCUUUGAGACCCGCGAAAGGCUCAUAUCAUGGCAAGUGAAAGUAGGCGGCCAGCUCGGUACCUCCAGAGAGUACCUAGUGAUGGUGGGAGGAGGAGCAACGCGAAAGCUGCCAGCAGGGCCCGCCAGGCUGCACGUCCAUGGCAGAAGAUUCGCGCUCACUAGCGGGGUGCCGCCGCGCCUGCUGGGCCUAUGGGAAAUCGGACAGUUACGACGAUACGGAGUUGCAGAGGGCCGGUUUUGCUUCGAAGGUGGCUCGCAUUGCGGCAAGGGAGAGGGUCUGCACCUACUUAUCACUGACCAAGCGCAGGAUAUCACGGACGCCUUCGACCAAGCGGCGCACGGCAACCUGUCGCUACAACGCCCUGCUGCGUCUAGGACCGGUGCCGAACGUAGCUGUAGGUCUCGAUCGAACACUCGUUUGUCUGAUCAAAAUGCUGGCGAUCAGUCAAUGCCGGAUUCCGCCAGUGGAAUUUACGAGGAAAAUUUUUUUGGUGAAGAUUGCGGGGAGCCUCCACAGACCUGGCCCUCCGAUGAGAGACGCGGUAACGAACAGGAUUUGAAAACAGAAAUACAAAUUAACGCCGAACCGCCGUGGACAGGCGCGGACCACGUUACCUUGGAGCGCUGCAACACCUGCAUAUCAAAGCUCGGCGUGAUGACGCGGUCAUCGACAGUGGCGUUGUCGCCGAAUACAAACUUCAAUCCCGCUUGGACGAUGGAGGCUGUCCCCGAGAGCAAUUCUGACAACUCCUCUCACAGUACUGAAUAUCUGACACCAAAAACUAUAAGAAAAAAUACAGAAACAUGCCAUUGCCAAGAUCGACCACCACAGCGACCACCGAAACCACCACAAUACGGUUUAAAGAGACCGCCCGCCCCUUUACCUGCACAAAGUUGUGGAUGCAAUGCCAAUGAUACUAUUCCCACAAAUAACAAAGUAGGUCCCUAUGAAAAUUAUGAUGUUCCUAAAACUACUCAUGCCGAGGUCGACAAUGCUGAAUAUUACGAUACCCCAAAACGAUUAAAACAAGCCUUAACCGAAGAUUUAUUCCAAGUUACAAAUAAAUCUUCACCCGGAAACCUUGUUUUAAAGAAAAGGUGUGGUUGCAUUUUGAAGUUUGGUUCAAAGAAGAAACCACUAAUUGUUGAAUGUGAAGAAAACUUGCAACCAGUAGAAUGUCCUUGUCUAAAAGUUACCAAUUGGGCAAAUAAUUUGAUCAGUCUUCCUUAUUGUAACAAAACGUCUAACACAGACAGAACGAGCACUGAAGUAGCAGGAAACAUUAAGGAAGACACUGCUAUAUACGCUACUGUAGAUGUGUCACGUAAAACUAACCGACAAAGCGCAGCCACCGAUAAAGAAUGUCUACACGACUGUUGCAAUGAAACAGGCAUUGUGAAUUAUCAGAACAUAGAACCCAAAUGCGACAAACAGUUUGAAGGUCCAUAUGCAAAUUACGAGAACUUUGAAUUUGCCCUGUCUUUAGAAUUCUAUGAAAACGCAAAAGACUUGUUAAAGAAAGCAGGAGUUACACAGAGCGAAUUAGAUGCAUUAAGUGCAAAUAUCGAUCUUGCGGUAACAACACAACCAAAGAAAUCGCGUGGGUGUACUAAAUGUGUACAUAAUCCACAUAUUUUGUCUAAUGAUCAAUCGAAAAGGACUAAAAGUGAUGAAUAUUUAUUAAUGGGACCUCCAAGAGAAGUAAAAUGUGAGAUAGUAAGAAGUACCAAUUCUGGAUACGCCCCAAUGUCUCCUAAUCCUAAUUGGUCGCAGAGCUUGAAGCAUCCGAUACAAAGAUUGCACAGAGCAGACAUAGAGAAAUCUGUUAGUAUUCCUACUCUGAGCGUAGCUACGGGACCACGAGGUCAAAUAAUUAAUAAUAAUAAAGAAGCUAUGCAGAAGCGAUCUAGCUCCGUUGAUUCGGCAAGAUUACUAGAAGAUUUAAAAGAAUUUGACAGCAGUAUCGGAAGUCACGCGACAUCUUCCUCGCUGGAAACAUUAAGGAACAUGGCUAUAGAUAAUAGAAUAUCAUCGCCGUGUGAUAAUGAAAGGGAAUGUUACGACUGCUGUAAAUCUUCUAGCUCGGAGAACAAAACCUCUGAGGAGAGCUCCUCAAAAGAAGUUCCGCAUCUUCGUAACAAACAUAUGGACAACGCCCAAAUCAAAAGAUCCUCUAGUGUGCCAUGCAAGUCCGGAGGCAACAGGGACUCCUCUAGUUCGAAUGACUCCGGCGUGUCCAGUUGUUCACUAAAGCGCGGCGGCGGUGAAUUCCAAGAAUUUGAAAUGCCCAUGACGUCCAUGCACUCGCGAUAUCAUUACAUGAUUCACAAGAAAAUGCGAGGCAAUCUAACUGGAUGUCUGCAUUCCUCCCUCCCACGGAAAUCAAAGUCAUCCGAUCCUCUGAGAGAUCUUUCGAUACAAGUGCACAAAGCCUCCAUACCUGCCAAAUCUUCAUCAGCCGAGGCUGAAGUACCUGUCAUACCUCCGAAGCAGUUCAAAGGUGUAAUGGACACGCACAGCACAUCGAGCGGCACAUCCGAUAUGUCGGACUACAUCGAGACGCUCUCGCUAACGUCAUCGCAUUCAUCUUCCGACACCCCGAGCGCCCUUAGAGUGAGCCGGCAGCCAACGAGCACGCUGCGGCCGCGUUCCGGCAAGGAGUACCACAACCGUGACCCCUUCCUCUCGGCCGCGUACCGGACUGGCAAGGACAUAGCUAACUACACCAAUCUACAGUAA